Messenger RNA from Aplosporella prunicola CBS 121167, 2086 nucleotides. RefSeq lists its product as uncharacterized. Gene Ontology annotation, molecular function: N,N-dimethylaniline monooxygenase activity; NADP binding; flavin adenine dinucleotide binding. The transcript has 10 exons. Lineage: Eukaryota; Fungi; Ascomycota; Dothideomycetes; Botryosphaeriales; Aplosporellaceae. The record is from RefSeq and is a predicted model, not a curated record. Bases 1 to 1980 code for a protein of 659 amino acids.
AUGGGCAAUGUUCUCUCAUCCUGCGUCAAAGACGACGCCGCACUCAAGGCGGAUCGAAGCACUGCCUCUUCUGGCAGCAACAUCUCUCCAGGGCCCCGCAAUGCCUCUCCACCAACCAAACCCAGGGCGGGCGCUUCCGUGAAGCCCUCAUCUGCUCCUCUGCCACCACCUAAGGCUGUGCAGCCGGCGGACUUGCAGUCAUCGGCCGUGAAAAGCAUCCAGAUUCCAGAUCGCUACCAUUCGGAACCGCAUUUUGUCAAAAUUAUCCAUGUUGGUGCAGGCGCCGCCGGCCUCUGCACGGCGUAUAAGGCUAAGAAAAUGCUCCGAAACUAUGAGCUGGUUGUUUAUGAGAAGUUGAAUUCCAACAUUGGAGGGACAUGGUUAGAAAACCGUUACCCGGGAUGCGCCUGCGAUGUUCCGUCCCACAUUUACAACUUCUCAUUUGAGCCGAAUCCCAAUUGGUCAUCGUACUACUCGUACAGCGAAGAGAUUCAGGACUACUUCGUCCGUUUCUACGAGAAGUACAAGCUUCAAGAAUUCAUGCGCUUCAAUACUACUGUUCUCAGCGUAACUUGGGAUGACCGCAAAGCGCAAUGGGAGGUCGAGCUCGUUCGGGACGGAAAGAAGUUUACUGACUGGUGUCACGUCCUUAUUAACGGAAGCGGCGUUGUCAACAGAUGGAAGUAUCCCAACAUCCCCGGAAUUGACCGUUACAGGGGAACUCUGACCCACAGUGCUCACUGGGACACAAGUAUCUCAUGGGAGAAUAAACGUGUCGCCGUGAUAGGUUCGGGUGCUAGCGCCGUGCAACUCCUACCGCAGCUCGUCAAAGGAUCACAAUCGCUCGUCUGCUUUGCCCGCAAUCCCACAUGGAUCAUACCGAACAUAUUGAACGGCGAACCGGCGCAUCCAGCAGGCAUGACGCCAGCAGCAGCAGGCAAACACCGCUACGUCGACGAGGAGAAGGCGCUAUUCCGGGCAGAUGCCAACCAGCUCCUCGCGUAUCGCAAGAAGCUCGAGAGCUCCAUCACCGUCCUGUUCCCCGCCUUCAUACGCGGGAGCCCCCUCAACAACAUGUUCAGGCAGCAAAUGCGCGAAGUCGUCGGUGCGCAGCUUGGAGACGACGAACAGCUCCGCAAAGCUUUCUUGCCCGAGUGGUCGCCAGGUUGCCGCCGGAUUACGCCUUCAGACGAUUUCAUACAAUGUUUUAAGCUGCCUCACGUCUCGCUCGAUCGCGACAAUCUGGCCGGCUUCACUGAGCGCGGAUUACGUACUGUGACCGGUCGCGAAUACGAGUUUGACCUCAUCGCGUGCGCCACAGGUUUCGAUAUCCAGUUCGUGCCGCACUUCAAAGUCGUCGGUAGAGGAGGCGCCGUCAUGCAAGAGGAAUGGUCAGAGACUCCAAACCUGUACCUCAGCAUCACGAGCCCCAACUUUCCAAACUACUUUGUCAUUAACGGCCCGCGUGGCAACUGGAACCAAGGCAGCACGCUACCGUCUCACGAAACGCAGAUCGAAUACGCGUUGCAGUGCGUGCAAAAAAUACAAGCAGAGCGCCUACACUCGCUCGAAGUGCGGCAGCACCCGACCACCCAGCUUAACGAGUGGAUCGACGCGUGGCACGCCCAGAAGUCCAUCUGGGCCGAGCCGUGCCGCUCAUGGUACAAGCGCAACACACACGACGGCCGCGUCUACGUCUGGUGCGGCAGUAUGCCGCACUUGCUGAAGUCCCUGAAGCGACCGCGCUGGGAGGACUAUCUCAUUAAGUACUGGGAGGAGGAGGAGGAGUCGGUAGCGGAGGGAGAGGGGAAAGAGAAAGUUAAGCAUGGCAAUAUGUGGGCGUUUCUGGGUAAUGGGACUACGGUGAUUGAGAAGGAGCUUCUGCUUGGUAGGCCGGCAGAUGUCGCGCCGUAUAUCCGGACUGAGGAUAGUCCGUGGGAUAUUGAGUUGCCGCCUGUGAAGGUGGAGACGGCGUUUUAAACCCUUUUGGAGUAGGUCCUCGUGUUUGAGAGCUGGAACAUGUUAAAGAAUUGGAAAAUAAGUUGUCUUUUAUUUUAUCCAUGCAUUCCUAAUGAGAAGUAUCAGG